AGGCCUUUCUCUUUUUAUAACAUCCCAUCCUCGCUUUUACACCGAACAGCUUCAACCUUUGCAACACUCGUCAGAUUUACAAUCGACCCAACUCCAACCCAAGUACAUCCCAAACAUUAAAAGCAACAAUGUCCUCACCACGUAGAAGAAUCGAGACAGACGUAAUGAAGCUGUUGAUGAGCGAUUAUGAAGUGACACUUGUCAAUGACAAUAUGCAAGAGUUCUAUGUUCGGUUUCAUGGCCCCACAGAUACCCCAUUUGCAGGCGGUGUCUGGAAGAUUCAUGUAGAGCUACCAGAUCAGUACCCAUACAAAUCACCAUCAAUCGGCUUCAUGAACAAGAUUUUCCACCCUAACAUUGAUGAAGUGAGUGGGUCAGUAUGCUUGGAUGUCAUUAACCAGACAUGGAGCCCAAUGUUCGAUAUGAUCAACAUCUUUGAGGUAUUUUUGCCUCAGCUGCUCCGCUACCCUAACCCUACUGACCCUCUCAAUGGCGAGGCCGCCGCCAUGUUGAUGCGCGAGCCAGCAGGAUAUGAAAACAAGGUCAAAGAAUAUGUUGCAAUCCAUGCAACAAAGGAGGGAGCAGAUGCGGCAACAGAUGAAAGUUCAUCGGACGAUGACAUGAGCACGAUGGACUCAUUUUCAGAUGACGAUGAGGCACCGGGUUUGGAACUCUAAGGGAUCGAUAUUUUCAGGAUCACAAGGCGAAGAGAAAAAAAGAAAACGAGAUAAUAAAAAAUAAAAGGAGUCUGAGUACAGGUCUUGCCUAUGGAGCAGCGACAUCUUGGACCAAUGAAGUGUGCUUGAAACUAAACAAAACGACGACCUUCAUUCUAACUCUACCACUCACGGAUCCUCUUUCUCCCCUCCCCCUUUUUUAUUACGCAGUUUUCAACUAGAGAGCAGCAAAGGCAACAUAAUAUCUCAUUAUUGGUGAAAUAGUGAAUAAAUCCUUUGAUCACAACUUUAGUGCAAUAGAAA
Lobosporangium transversale is the source of this 980-nucleotide messenger RNA. Its product is annotated as ubiquitin-conjugating enzyme E2 8. Gene Ontology annotation, molecular function: ubiquitin conjugating enzyme activity. Gene Ontology annotation, cellular component: nucleus. NCBI's taxonomy places the organism in Eukaryota, Fungi, Mortierellomycota, Mortierellomycetes, Mortierellales, Mortierellaceae. Gene Ontology annotation, biological process: ubiquitin-dependent protein catabolic process; protein polyubiquitination. The record is from RefSeq and is a predicted model, not a curated record. The transcript has 6 exons. The coding region runs from base 129 to 677 and encodes 182 amino acids.